AUGCUGUCUGAGAGGUUGCAAGGAUCGCUCCCCAGAACAACAGAGUCAAACCUAAGAGAGCAUUACAAGGCUAUCACCUUGCGAUCAGGUAAGCAAUUAUCUAGCUCUCUAGCAUUAGCUGGUGAUGAUGAUGUUUCCAUGCAGGAUAAGCCAGCUAGGAAGGAGCCAGAGCUUGAGAUAAUGGAAGAAGAGAAGGUGGAAGGCAAUCAGAAGAGCCCUGUGAGAGAGUACCAGUGCCCUACCCUGCUCGACUUAAGCAAGAGAAGGUUGAUAAGCAGUCUGGAAAUCUUGAGUGACAAAAGGAAGCUGGAGGAUUUAGGACUAGUGAUUCUAAACGAGGAGUGUUCGGCUAUUCUUCAGAACAAGUUGUCACUCAAAAGGAGAGAUCGGGGGAGUUUUAUUAUUCCCUGCAUCAUUGGCGAUUUGUCUAUUAGUGGUGCAUUAGCUGAUUUAGGAGCUAGUAUAAAUUUGAUGCCCACUACUCUGUUUGAUAAGUAA
Messenger RNA from Ricinus communis (castor bean), 498 nucleotides. RefSeq lists its product as uncharacterized. The transcript has 2 exons. NCBI's taxonomy places the organism in Eukaryota, Viridiplantae, Streptophyta, Magnoliopsida, Malpighiales, Euphorbiaceae. The record is from RefSeq and is a predicted model, not a curated record. The coding region runs from base 1 to 498 and encodes 165 amino acids.